GAGUAGCGGCGCUCACUCAGUGCUUUCAGCCGGAGCGCAGCGCUCAUCCCGCGGACGGACCGUCCUCGAUCCUCGGCUAAUUCACCCCAUAAUUACCAGCGAAAAGGCCGCUCUGCGCCCGCUAAACUAACGGGUUAACGUCCCCCUCGGAGCUAGACAGCGGAAUUAGAGAAAAGCGCUUUAUUUCAGGCCAGCUCUCCGCUCGAUCAUGUUUGGGAUUAAUUUCUGAGGUACUCCGAUCCGAAGAUCACAUUUUUUUCCCCCAGCGCGUGGAGCCUCAGAUCUGCCCUGGGACGAAGCGAAAGGACUCGGCGGUCUUUCCUGUCGUCCAGAGCGCUGUCGAAACGAGAGAAGGGAGCAUGCGUGAGUAACAGGUUUCUGUGGCGGGACCUCAAGCUCCUCCCCUCGUCUGGAGCCCCUGCACUGUAGGAUACGAGACCGCCUUCAUUCACACACACUGACCUCAGCUUGACAGUUUUUGCAUCACAGCUCCCUCCGUCUCCGUCACCUUGCUUCUCGCUCUUUGGUGAGAAGAUGAGGAAGUUUGCGUACUGUAAGGUGGUGCUGGCCACCUCUCUGGUGUGGGUGAUGCUAGACAUGUUCAUCCUCCUCUACUUCAGCGAAUGCAACAAAUGCGAUGACAAAAAAGAGAGAGGAUUGCCGGGGAGAGACACUGUUGUUCAAAGGCCUCACGACGGCCCGGGGGAGAUGGGAAAGCCAGUGGUCAUCGCUAAAGACCAACAGGAGAGGAUGAAGGAAAUGUUUAAGAUAAACCAGUUUAACCUGAUGGCCAGUGAGAUGAUUGCACUCAACAGAUCUUUACCGGAUGUUCGUCUUGAGGGGUGUAAAACGAAGGUGUAUCCAGACGAUCUCCCACGCACCAGUGUGGUGAUUGUGUUUCAUAAUGAAGCGUGGACCACUCUGCUCCGAACGGUCCACAGCGUGAUGGACAGGUCACCGAGACACCUGCUGGAGGAAAUCGUGCUGGUGGAUGACGCCAGUGAGAGAGACUUCUUGAAGAGGCAGUUGGAGCAGUAUGUGCGGAAGCUGGAGGUUCCUGUCAGGGUGGUACGGAUGGAGCAGCGCUCGGGCCUGAUUCGCGCUCGGUUGAAGGGGGCGUCCAUCUCCACAGGUCAGGUGAUUACCUUCCUGGAUGCCCACUGUGAAUGCACCACCGGCUGGCUGGAGCCUCUGCUCGCUCGCAUCAAAAUCGACAAGAAAACCGUGGUGUGUCCCAUCAUUGACGUGAUCAGCGAUGACACGUUUGAGUACAUGGCAGGCUCUGAUAUGACAUAUGGUGGCUUCAACUGGAAGCUGAACUUCCGCUGGUAUCCGGUACCACAGAGAGAGAUGGAUCGCAGAAAAGGAGACAGAACGCUGCCUGUCAGGACCCCCACUAUGGCAGGUGGUCUCUUCUCUAUAGACAGAGAUUAUUUUCAGGAGAUUGGCACGUACGAUGCAGGCAUGGACAUUUGGGGAGGAGAGAACCUGGAGAUCUCGUUUAGGAUUUGGCAAUGUGGGGGGACGCUUGAGAUCGUCACGUGCUCUCACGUCGGUCACGUGUUCCGUAAAGCCACGCCGUACACGUUCCCCGGUGGAACUGGGCAGAUCAUCAAUAAAAACAACAGACGGCUGGCGGAGGUCUGGAUGGAUGAGUUCAAGAACUUCUUCUACAUCAUCUCACCUGGUGUGACGAAAGUGGAUUAUGGAGACAUCUCAUCCAGAACAUCCCUGAGACAGAGACUGCAGUGUAAGCCGUUCUCCUGGUACCUAGAAAAUGUCUACCCGGACUCCCAGAUACCACGCCACUACUACUCGCUCGGAGAGAUCCGUAAUGUGGAGACUAACCAGUGUCUGGAUAACAUGGCCAGGAAAGAGAAUGAAAAAGUGGGCAUUUUCAACUGUCAUGGCAUGGGCGGCAACCAGGUUUUCUCGUACACAGCCAAUAAAGAGAUCCGGACUGAUGACCUCUGUUUGGAUGUGUCCAAACUCAAUGGUCCCGUUAUGAUGCUCAAGUGCCAUCACUUGAAAGGCAACCAGCUUUGGGAAUAUGACCCUGUGAAGCUGAGCCUGGUACAUGUGAACAGUAAUCAGUGUUUGGAUAAGGCGUCUGAAGACGACAGUCAGGUGCCCAGCGUCAGGGACUGCACCGGGGGCCGCUCGCAGCAGUGGCUGCUCCGCAACGUCACACUGCCCGAGAUAUUCUGAGCUCGCACGCGGACGGACAGAUGGACAGACUCUCACACCAUCACCGAUGGAGAGAGCGUGAGAGAAAGGACUGCUUUCCUCUCGAUCCUGGUGGUCUGCCUUCAAAUGAUCUCAAAAGAACAGAACCGCAUAUGUAUAUGAAUCUCCCCAUCACUCCACCUUGCAGAGGAAAAGAACGAACAAUGGAGAGAAAGACUUGUGGAGAAAGAAACUUGAGUUUGAUGCCGUUAUCCUCCUCUUUCGAGGGGCAGCGGGCAUUUUGGUUAUGUUUACGAGAACGCCUCCCUUUUAGAGUAUCAGUGCGCGCGCGAGUGUGUGUGUGUGUGUUUUUGUGUGUGUAUGCUUGAUGGGAAUGCGUGAGUCACAGUGUUUUCCACAGGAGUUCUGCCCUUUUUUAAUUUAAAUAUUUUCAAGCCUUGUAGAAAUGAAGGGUAUCUAGCACAUGAAGGAGAGGCUGACGUGUGUCUGAGUGCAUGUGUGUGCAUGUGAGAUUUCAAGUGUGUCACAUAUCAGGAUGGAUCUCCUUUCUGUGGACGGCUAUCCGUUUGAAGCAGGGUCUCCCCCUACUGGCCAGCGACACACACACUGACCUGUCUAUCAAUCUUCAUCUCAGCCAGUGGACUACCUACAAUCAAUCACCAUAUAGAUCUAUAAUCAGUGCAAAAAAAAAAAAAAAAAAAAAAAAAAAAAGGCGACUGUCCGACCAGGAUGUUUUUCAUAUCAUCAGUGUUCAUGUAACUUUUUUUUUUUUUACUACAUCGGAGGUUGAUGAGUUUUUUGGUUUCUGCAUUUUUUGUGCCACGUACAAGCACUUUUCACUUGUUUGGUGUUGUUUUUUUAUGUCAAGUCUGUCUCUUAAAGAUAUUGUAAUUUAACACGCAAUUUCGGGACAGUCCUGAACUUACCCUGAGUUGUUGCCUUCCUUUGGGUUCCAGCCAUUCAGCUGACAUGGUUCACCCAUAAGCACAUGGGUUAAUCGGGAAGAGAUGGAUCAUCUUCUGUCAUAUCAUCCGACUGGACAAGGGCUCAGUCUCUGCGUACAUGCAAGGGGAAAGAGCUCUUUCGUCUGAUAUCUUUCUUUGUUUACGUUCACUUUAAAUCAUUACUGACUUUCGUGUGGAAUUUCUUGCAUUCAUCAAUGCAUUUGGCAUCUGAAGAUUCAACUGAUGUUUUGAUAGCCUAAAGAGAUUGUCCUGCAUUUCAUUCAUCUGAUUUUAUUUUCAAAUGGUCUACAAUUUCAUUUGAGCUUUGAUGGUUGAAGAUGGUUGGAAAAAGAAAUUCAACCCCUCUGUUUUGAGAUUUGUCAUGUGGAAUGGGGAUAUUUUUCCCUUUAACUCUUGACCCUGUCUAAAUACUUCAAAUGAUCUGUACUCUUUAUUUUUUUUUCAUGGUCAUUAGUCCAGAAAAUAUGUCAUUGUGUACCAAAAAAUAUAACAUUCUAAAUUGUUUCGAUUUUAUAUUCUAAAACAAAAGAUUAUAAAAAAGAUAAGAAAAGGUCAAAUAUUAGUUUCUAAAUUGUAAGAUUUUAAAUGCACAUUAGAGAUGAGAUUAAAACAAUUCAACACUCUAAACAUAGAUUCAAAAUUUAAAAAAAAAAAUCUAGAUUCUGAAAAAAUAGUCUACAUAAAAAAAGAUUUUCUUAGUUUUUUUUAAUUGUGCGAUUUUGAAUUGUAAGACUGUACGUACAGAUUCUAGACUCUGAAAAAGAUUGAAAUGGUCUGAUUCAAAGUGAUUCUAGAUUGUAAAUAAAAGGGCGGUUUCAUUGCAGAGGUUGGAUGAGGAUCUUGAAAGUAUUUGGACAGGGCCUCAAGAUCAUGUGUAGAGAUGUGUGAGUGUGAACAAGUGUGUGUGUGUGUGUGUGUGUGCGUUUAUAAUUGUCAAAGGGAUGUCUUUUGUUUUUGUGUUUUUUGUUGAAUUGAUGAGGGUCUGGCCUGCUGAUUGGUGGGUUAGAGAGCCCUGUGUUGAGAUGAUCCACAGGCUGGAGAAAUAAACCACAGAAAGUUUACAGUCCAA
Molecule: messenger RNA, 4221 nt
Organism: Puntigrus tetrazona (Sumatra barb)
Lineage: Eukaryota; Metazoa; Chordata; Actinopteri; Cypriniformes; Cyprinidae
Gene: galnt1
Product: UDP-N-acetyl-alpha-D-galactosamine:polypeptide N-acetylgalactosaminyltransferase 1
Exons: 14
Coding region: 535-2208 (557 amino acids)
Cellular component (GO): Golgi apparatus
Source: RefSeq, a predicted model, not a curated record